AGAUUAUAACACCUGCAUCGUUAGUCAAAUUCAGUAUGUGUACCACAGAGUGUCGUUAUUGCCGAGGGCCCGAGAGAACCGUCAGUCUUUUGUAGAGCUUCAGAAUCGAGGCAUCCAUGUUGUACAUUUCCAGUAACAACGUUUUCUUUUUAAGAGAUUAUAGCAGCGAUUUCUCGGUUUAAAGAUGGACAUCGACAGCGUGUGCUUUGAUCAACGCGACUUCGUCGACAUCGAGCAGUUCCAGGAGACCUUCGACAGCGAAGGCGCCAAGGGCAUCCACAAUCUCCUGCAGCAGAAACAGGACGAACUGAAGCUCCUCCCCCUCAACAUCGCCAUCAUCGGCUCCUCGGGCGCCGGCAAAUCCACCUUCAUCAACGCCGUCCGUGGUCUGACUUCAGACGAUCCGGACGCCGCGCCUACCGGCUGCGUGGAGACCACCCGGGAGGCGACCGCCUACGCGCAACCCGGCAACGACAUGCUCAAAUUCUGGGACCUCCCGGGUGUCGGGACUGACAACUUCCCGCAGGAUCGCUAUCUCGAGCUAAUCCAUUUCGACCGCUAUGAUUUCUUCUUAAUUCUAUCGGCGGUGCGGUUUACCGGGCUGGAUAUGUGGUUGGGCCGGGAGAUUCUCCAGUCGAACCGGCAGUUUUUCUUCGUCCGCACCAAGAUCGCCAUGGAUGUGUCCAAUGAUCGGCGCACCCGACCGCGGACGCACGAUGAGGAUGUGCUGUUGCGGACCAUCCGGGAGGAUAUCGAAAUGCAUCUGCGGAAGAAUCAAGCGCUGGCACCGAUUUUCCUGAUCGACAGUUUGCGGACGCGCCGGUUUGAUUUCAACCAGUUAGAGAUGCAGCUCAUCAAGGAUUUCCCGGCGAUGAAACGGCAAGCGCUCACACUGGCCAUGAACAGUUUGAGUGAAGACAUGAUCAAAGAAAAAAUCAAGGUUCUCCGCAGUGAAAUCUGGAAGAUCUCCAUGGUCUCCGCCGGGAUCGGAGCCGUGCCCAUCCCGGGCGUGUCCACCGUCAGCGACAUGGGCAUCGUCAUGUACGCCAUCGUGCGCUACCUGGCCAUCCUGGGACUGGACGACGCCUCGUUGAAACAGACCUCCAAACGCACCGGUCUGGAUUUCGGCAGUCUCACCGCCAUGGUGCACGACUGGUUCCCGCCGUCGCUCUUCGCCGUGGGCAGUCUCAAAGAACUGACGACCUUUGCCGCCUCGCGCGGCUUAUCCACGUACAUCACGGAGGCCACGAAACUGGUGCCGAUCUUUGGGCAGAUGUUUGGCGCCAUGGUCUCCUUCGGGAUGCUCUACCGGACUCUGCACGGCUUGCUGGAUGUGAUGGAGAAGUUGGCGCUGAAGGUCGCCCAGCUCAACCUGGAAGCGGCGGCUAGUGUGGAAGCGGAUAGUGAUGAUGACCUUUAGAUUAGAGGCACCUUUCCAAAAGGUGCGAUGACGAUAGCGAAAAAAGCACGGCAGUAGAUUUGUGACCGUUCCAGGUAUACUGUAAUUCAACCGGCUACUGCAGUGACGAAAAACAGUUGUAAAACCUCUUUUGUAUCAGUUUUUGCUUUAGUGUUACGGUAUUAGAAAGUCAUUGCAUCAUGCUGAACUGGUUUUUAUCUAUGUACUGCACUAGGUGAAUAACUUUCCAGAUUCGCAGUUGUAGAUCUACGUCACUGACAAUACAGAAUUAAACACAAUC
Paramacrobiotus metropolitanus is the source of this 1700-nucleotide messenger RNA. Its product is annotated as interferon-inducible GTPase 5-like. NCBI's taxonomy places the organism in Eukaryota, Metazoa, Tardigrada, Eutardigrada, Parachela, Macrobiotidae. Gene Ontology annotation, cellular component: membrane. The transcript has 2 exons. The record is from RefSeq and is a predicted model, not a curated record. Gene Ontology annotation, molecular function: GTP binding. The coding region runs from base 185 to 1420 and encodes 411 amino acids.